This is a messenger RNA of Clarias gariepinus (North African catfish), 1435 nucleotides long. RefSeq names its product vitamin D receptor a (gene vdra). The transcript has 9 exons. Gene Ontology annotation, cellular component: nucleus. Gene Ontology annotation, biological process: negative regulation of transcription by RNA polymerase II; positive regulation of transcription by RNA polymerase II; cell differentiation. Lineage: Eukaryota; Metazoa; Chordata; Actinopteri; Siluriformes; Clariidae. Gene Ontology annotation, molecular function: zinc ion binding; nuclear receptor activity; vitamin D response element binding. The record is from RefSeq and is a predicted model, not a curated record. Bases 109 to 1401 code for a protein of 430 amino acids.
UCCACCUCUUUGGUGGUUGACGAGUAGAGAGAGAAAAAAACAUUCUAUCUAUGUACACCCAUUUUGUGUGGAAUUAACGCUGUGUUGGAAGUGAACACCAGGAUUUGGAUGGUUCGAAGGUCAAGUCGGAUCUCCCCUGUAAUGGAGGCCAUGGCCGUCAGCAUAUCUGCACAGAGUACGGAUGAGUUUGACCGCAAUGCCCCGCGGAUCUGCGGCGUCUGCGGAGACAAGGCCACCGGAUUCCACUUCAACGCCAUGACCUGCGAAGGCUGCAAGGGCUUUUUCAGGCGCAGUAUGAAGCGGAAGGCCAGUUUCACUUGUCCCUUUAACGGCAGCUGUACCAUCACCAAAGAUAACCGCAGACAUUGCCAAGCCUGUCGCCUCAAGCGCUGCGUCGACAUUGGCAUGAUGAAGGAGUUCAUUCUGACUGAUGAGGAGGUGCAGAGGAAGAAGGAGCUGAUCCUGAAGAGAAAGGAGGAGGAGGCGAUGCGGGAGGCGCAGAAGCCGCGGCUGACCGAGGAGCAGACUCAGAUCAUCAACAUGCUGGUGGAGGCGCAUCACAAGACCUACGACGACUCCUAUUCCGACUUUGUGAAAUUCCGGCCUCCAGUGAGAGAGGGUCCAGUGACACGCAGUGCCAGUCGUGCUGCCUCGCUCCACUCGCUCUCUUCAGAUGCCUCUUCAGAUUCAUUGAACAACUCACCAGAGUCCAUGGACAGAAAGCUCAGCAGUCUCUUCUCCAUGUGUCAGGAUGGAGUGAUGAGCCCGGACUCCAGGGAUGAAAACUCCCGCCUCUCCAUGCUGCCCCACCUGGCCGACCUCGUCAGCUACAGCAUCCAGAAAGUCAUCGGAUUCGCCAAGAUGAUCCCCGGCUUCAGGGAUCUGACUGCAGAAGAUCAGAUCGCCCUGCUGAAGUCCAGCGCUAUCGAGAUCAUCAUGUUGCGCUCCAACCAGUCCUUCAGUCUGGACGACAUGAGCUGGAGCUGCGGAGGACCGGACUUUAAAUACUGCGUCAACGACGUGACUAAGGCUGGUCACACUCUGGAGCUGCUGGAGCCGCUAGUGAAGUUUCAGGUUGGGAUGAAAAAACUCAACAUGCAGGAAGAGGAACACGUGCUGCUAAUGGCCAUCUGUCUCCUCUCUCCAGAUCGUCCCGGCGUGCAGGAUCACGUUCGGAUCGAGGCGAUGCAGGAGCGUCUGUGCGAUACACUGCAGGCGUACAUCCGCGUGCACCACCCGGGCGGCCGGCUGCUCUACGCCAAGAUGAUCCAGAAGCUGGCCGACCUGCGCAGCCUGAACGAGGAACACUCCAAGCAGUACCGCUCACUGUCCUUCCAGCCGGAGCACAGCAUGCAGCUCACACCGCUAGUGCUCGAGGUGUUCGGCAGCGAGGUGUCCUAGCGGCCAGGACGCUGUCUCUCAGAGUGCCAGUCCU